This is a messenger RNA of Purpureocillium lilacinum, 1863 nucleotides long. RefSeq lists its product as uncharacterized. The record is from RefSeq and is a predicted model, not a curated record. Lineage: Eukaryota; Fungi; Ascomycota; Sordariomycetes; Hypocreales; Ophiocordycipitaceae. Gene Ontology annotation, biological process: protein phosphorylation; mitotic DNA damage checkpoint signaling. Gene Ontology annotation, molecular function: ATP binding; protein serine/threonine kinase activity. Gene Ontology annotation, cellular component: nucleus; cytoplasm.
AUGGCCGAACCCAGGCCCGAGCCCUCGGAAGGGGUCUCGGAGGAGAGGACGGAGCCUUUUUCGCAAUCAGAGAUUGAUGCCCGAUACAACCGCAUCCGCGUCGAGGAGCCAGGCAGCCUCCCCGACAGCGAGGUCGUCCCGCUCGACGUCUUGCAGGUCGAGGACUGCCACCACCGCCAGGGCAUCCGCAUCCUCGUGCGACCUCUUACCCGCCUGCCCAACACCCGCUCCGUCAGUCCCGGGAGCGACAACUGCCAGUGGCUCGCCCUCCGCGCCGAGGUCGCGUCGUCUGAGCAGCCCGAGCACAAGGUUCUGGCUGUGACUCAGACCUCCAAAGAUAUCAAGUUUUCCGUCAGGAUCCCCGGCGAGUCUCAGGACGAGUCUUCGCGCCCGCCGCUGUGGUGCGAGCUAUACUAUGAUCCGGCCAGUGACAAGGUCGUCUUCCUCAACAAAUCCGACGUCCCCAUUACGCUGUCAAGGAUAUCCCAGACGCCGCUGGCCAGCCCGCCCUCCAAUGAGAGCCAUGUCGUCAACCCAGGUCUCGCCAGGAGCCUCAGGCCAGGGACCUGGAGGAUGAAGGCCAGAGACAUUGCCGUCUUGGACUUUAGGGUUCUGGAGAAGCGCCCCGUUACGCUCUACCAGCCCCAACCGACACUGCUAGAAGACUCGGCGUCGCAAGGCGCAAGCUUUAGUCAGAGCAACACCAGCGGUAAGCGGUCUCUUACGCCCGACGAGGACGGCAAGAGGGUUAAGCGUCGCAUCUCCGAUGCCGACAAGGCCGACGACGGUGUCAUCAUGUUCCUCAGCCCGUCCGCCGAGCCGCUCGUGUUCCCGCUGCCAAAGGGUCGCGAGACCAAGGAGCUGUCGGCCGCCACUGCCCACGCGUUAUUGGAUGCCGAGCAGGGAGACACCAUUCUCGUCCCUGGAGUGUGUGAAGUCGACGCGUACCAGCUCACCAAGAGGGACCCCAUCGCGUCGACGGCCCUGUCUGCCGUGUACAAGGCCACGCACUCGCAUGUCCCGGACAAUAUUGUCACGGUCAAGGUCCUCAAGACGCGCACCGCCAACGCGAACGAUAAGAAUCUCGCUCAUGAGCGGAACGUCAUUCGUCAAGCCGACAUGUGGCUGCGCGAGUGCCAGAGCCAGGAGGACCUGAAGCACGACUCCAUCGUGCGCUACUACGGAGGUGACGCGCGGUUCCUGUCCCUAUACAUGGAGCACGUGCCGGCACCGGAUCUGGCAUCGUCGAGCCGGUGGAGGAACAGGUCGGACGAGUUCGUCGGUGGCCGCGACGACGCGGUGCGCAUCCUGCGCGACGUUGCCGGCGCCCUCAACUACGUGCACGGACGGAGGCUGGUUCAUAACGACAUCAAACCCGCCAAUAUUCUGUACUCUCCCGAGCGAGGCGCUGUGCUGUGCGACUUUGGCCUGUCGACGCUCGCUGCCAACUCCCCAACAACAGGCGGCACACCAUACUAUGUCCCACCCGAGUUCAUCGGCAAGAAGCUCCGUGGCCCUCCAUCGGAUGUCUGGGCACUGGGCAUCACGAUGCUCUAUGUGAUGCGCAAGAUCCCGUUUCCAGACAGCCGAGCAAGGCGGCAUCACCCAAAGCCACUGUAUUGGCAGAUUGGCGGCAUCAACAACCCGGGCCUGCCAUACAAGCAGCACGGGAACGGACAACCCGCCGUUGCCCAGAUGCGCGACUGGCUGACGGAGAUUUUUGAGGCGCGCGAGAGGUUGAGCAUGCGCGAUCGGCUGGAGCGCUUGAUCAAGGACAUGCUGACACCGAACCCCAUCCAACGCAUCAGCAUGGCCAAGGUGCUGCAGGAGAUGACCGCAGACCAGUUCACGGAUGUGCGAUGA